This is a messenger RNA of Drosophila arizonae, 644 nucleotides long. RefSeq lists its product as uncharacterized. The record is from RefSeq and is a predicted model, not a curated record. NCBI's taxonomy places the organism in Eukaryota, Metazoa, Arthropoda, Insecta, Diptera, Drosophilidae.
UCUAUUAGUGUGUAUAUUUAUUUGACUGUGUGAUUUCGCGCGCUUUUGUGUCGCCUGCUUUAACUGUUUAUCUUGGCCACUGCCUUAGCCCUGGCUCAAACAAAGGCGGCAGCCAACACAAAAGGACCGUCCAGAAUUCGAGUUGCGUGUUAUUUGCGGGCAUAUUGAUCAACUGCUAGCAAUUAAAUUCAAUUGCUGCUUAAAUUAGGCAUUUUAUGGCCGCCAGACAACAAAAGCUCACCACGAUUUAAGCCAAAUAGCGUCGCCGGCUCAUAAACAUCAACAUAAGCGGAUCACAAGCUAAGCCAAUUCAAGGACUUCUGCUUGGGUCACAGCCAGCUUGACCGGAAGUUGCAUUAUAAGCACACGUCAAACGGAACAAAGCAACAACAAGCAACAAGAUGGCGGGCGGCGGCAGGACAGCCGGCAAAUACGGAUAUUCAGACAACAAUUAUUACAGUAGUCACUCGUACAAGAGCAUCAACGACGAAAUCAUACUGGUCAGCAUUAUAAUGGGCAUUACGAUAAUCGUUCUGAUCACGAUUGCCCUGUGCUACAUUGCGUAUGAGAAAUGCCACAAGAAGCGUGAAUAUUUUAUCAACGCCUAACGGGUGCACAUCGCAAAACAAACAAAAAACAUAUAA